Molecule: messenger RNA, 483 nt
Organism: Radiomyces spectabilis
Lineage: Eukaryota; Fungi; Mucoromycota; Mucoromycetes; Mucorales; Radiomycetaceae
Product: putative acyltransfersase
Exons: 3
Coding region: 1-483 (160 amino acids)
Biological process (GO): N-terminal peptidyl-methionine acetylation
Cellular component (GO): NatC complex
Molecular function (GO): protein-N-terminal amino-acid acetyltransferase activity
Source: RefSeq, a predicted model, not a curated record
AUGUCGGAGCUUGCACCUAUCAAAUAUGUAGCUUAUGAAUCAGAACUGCAGCUGCCCGCCAUUAUUCGACUCAUUGAGAACGAUCUCUCUGAACCGUAUUCUGUAUAUACCUAUCGUUACUUUAUUCACAACUGGCCGCACCUCUGCCUCUUGGCCAUGGACGGCAAUGAAUGUGUGGGUGUGAUUAUUUGCAAGUUGGAUGCUCACAAAGAUCGGCUACGGGGCUAUAUUGCCAUGCUCGCUGUAGCCAAAGAGUAUCGAAAACGAGCCAUUGGAUCGACCCUCGUCGAGUUGGCUAUCAAGACAAUGAAGGAAAACGAUGCAGAUGAGAUUGUUUUAGAAACGGAAUAUACAAAUCAGGGAGCUCUAAGUCUGUAUGAGCGGAUUGGGUUUAUCAGAGAUAAACGUCUCUAUCGGUAUUAUCUAAAUGGAACGGAUGCGUUUCGCUUAAAGUUGUUUUGCAAAACCAUGGUGAACGACUGA